This is a messenger RNA of Catharus ustulatus (Swainson's thrush), 5159 nucleotides long. It is a transcript of the gene PDCD6IP, whose product is annotated as programmed cell death 6 interacting protein. Gene Ontology annotation, molecular function: protein binding. The record is from RefSeq and is a predicted model, not a curated record. NCBI's taxonomy places the organism in Eukaryota, Metazoa, Chordata, Aves, Passeriformes, Turdidae. The transcript has 18 exons. The coding region runs from base 123 to 2762 and encodes 879 amino acids. Gene Ontology annotation, cellular component: endosome. Gene Ontology annotation, biological process: mitotic cytokinesis.
GACAGGGCGCGCGCGUGCGCGGCGCGCCCGGAAGCGCGGCGGCGGACUGGGAAGAGGAGCCCGAGGUGGCGGCGGGGAACGGCGGCGGUUGCGGCUUUGCUCGCCCGGCAGCACCAGCGGACAUGACGAACUUCAUAUCGGUGCAGUUGAAGAAGGCCUCAGAGGUGGAUCUGGCCAAGCCACUGUGCAAGUUCAUUCAGCAGAGCUACCCGGGCGCCGAGGCGCAGGCCGAGCACUGCCGCGCCGCCGAGGAGCUCAGCAGGCUCCGCAAAAGCGCUCUCGGCCGCCCGCUCGACAAGCAUGAGAGCGCCCUGGAGACCCUCCUCAGAUACUAUGAUCAGCUGUGUUCAGUAGAACCAAAGUUUCCAUUCUCUGAAAAUCAGGUCUGUGUAACGUUUACAUGGAAAGAUGCUUUUGAUAAAGGAUCACUUUUUGGAGGAUCUGCCAAAUUGGCUCUGGCAAGUUUGGGAUAUGAGAAGACCUGUGUUUUGUUCAAUUGUGGAGCACUGGCAAGCCAGAUUGCAGCAGAACAGAAUCUGGACAGCGAUGAAGGACUAAAAGCUGCAGCUAAGCACUAUCAGUUUGCUAGUGGUGCUUUUCAACACAUUAAAGACACAGUUUUGUCAGCCUUGAAUCGAGAGCCUACAGUGGACAUCUCUCCAGAUACAGUUGGGACUCUCAGUCUUAUUAUGCUGGCUCAAGCUCAAGAAGUCUUUUUUUUGAAAGCGACAAGAGAUAAAAUGAAAGAUGGUAUCAUAGCUAAAUUAGCAAAUCAAGCUGCAGAUUACUAUGGUGAUGCUUACAAACAGUGUCAAUAUAAAGAUACUUUGCCCAAGUAUUUUUAUUUCCAGGAGGUGUUUCCUGUUCUGGCUGCAAAGCACUGCAUUAUGCAGGCCAAUGCAGAAUAUCAUCAGUCUAUCCUGGCAAAACAACAGAAGAAAUUUGGUGAAGAAAUUGGGAGAUUACAGCAUGCAGCAGAUUUGGUGAAAACGGUAGCAUCUCGUUAUGAUGAAUAUAUAAAUGUUAAAGAUCUGGUUGACAAAAUCAACCGCGCACUUGCAGCUGCCAAAAAAGAUAACGACUUCAUUUACCAUGACCGGGUUCCUGACCUGAAAGAUUUGGAGUCCAUUGGAAAAGCCAGUCUUGUGAAGUCUACUCCAGUUGUUGUUCCACUCAGUCAGAAAUUCACUGACCUGUUUGAGAAGAUGGUUCCAUUGCAAGUGCAGCAAUCUGUGAGUGUUUAUAACCAGAGGAGGGCAGAUCUAGUAAACAGGUCAAUAGCCCAGAUGAGAGAAGCCACAAAUCUGGCAAAUGGUGUGUUGGCUUCCCUCAAUCUUCCUGCUGCUAUUGAAGAUGUGUCUGGUGAUACUGUUCCUCAGUCUAUUUUGAACAAAUCUAAGUCUGUGAUUGAGCAGGGGGGAAUUGAGACUGUUGAUCAACUGAUCAAAGAUCUACCUGAACUGCUGCAAAGGAACAAAGAAAUUCUAGAUGAAUCUCUGAGAUUAUUAGAUGAAGAAGAAGCUACAGACAAUGACCUGCGAACAAAAUUCAAAGAACGCUGGCAGAGAACACCAUCCAAUGAACUCUAUAAGCCUCUGAGGGCAGAGGGAGCCAAUUACCAUAAUAUUUUGAAUAAAGCUAUGCAAGCAGAUGGGCAGGUGAAAGAGCGCUAUCAGACUCACCGGGAUACGAUUGCACUUCUGUGUAAGCCAGAGGCAGAACUCAAUGCAGCCAUUCCUUCUGCCAACCCAGCAAAAACACUGCAGGGAAAUGAGGUUGUUAAUGUCUUAAGAACUUUGCUGGCCAAUUUGGAUGAAGUUAAGAAGGAGAGAGAACAACUGGAAAAUGACCUGAAAUCUGUUAAUUUUGACAUGACAAGCAAAUUCCUGACUGCACUUGCGCAGGAUGGUGCUAUAAAUGAGGAGGCUAUCUCUGUGGCUGAGUUGGACAGAAUUUAUGGAAGUUACACACAGAAAGUUCAGGAGUCCAUAGAAAAGCAGGAAGAACUUCUCAAAAACAUUCAGAAUGCACAUCAGGAUUUUUCAAAGAUGAAACAAUCAAACAAUGAAUCUAAUAUAAGAGAAGAAGUCUUGAAGAACUUAGCUGUAGCGAAUGACAACUUUGUGGAACUUGUAGCAAAUUUAAAAGAAGGCACAAAGUUUUACAAUGAGCUGACAGAAAUCCUGCUGAAAUUCCAGAACAAGUGCAGUGACAUUAUCUUUGCUCGCAAGACUGAAAGAGAUGAACUGCUCAAAGAUUUGCAGCAAAGCAUUGCUAGGGAGCCCAGCGCUCCCUCCAUUCCACUGCCUAUGUAUCAGACCACUCCAGCAGCAGGAAAUAAGCCAGCAGCAUCACCCGCUCCCACUCCAGCCCCAAGAACGAUGGUGGGGACUAAACCACAGCCACCGGCACGGCCACCACCACCAGUGAUUUCUGCAGUAGGCAGUUCCUCUUCUGCAUUAGCCCCCUCUGGAACAACUGUAGCUCCUGCUGCUGCUCCAGUUCCUGCUCCAGGAGCCAGUGCACCUGCAGCAAGCACUGCAUCUUCACAGGCACAGGGACCACCUUACCCAACUUAUCAUGGUUACCCAGGGUAUUGCCAGAUGCCAAUGCCAAUGGGCUAUAAUCCAUACAUGUAUGGUCAGUAUAAUCUGCCAUAUGCACCUUCACCUGUAUAUCAAACUCCUGGACAACCACCAUAUCCACCACCUCAACAACCUGGAUACCCUUUUCCUCAACAGCCUUAUUACCAUCAGCAAUAAUGUCUCUGCAGAGAAACUCUGCUUGUUAAAAUCUGGGAGAAGUUGGCAAUAAGUGUACUAAAACUUCUAGCUUCCUUUGGUGUACACCAUACUGAACUGUAUGUAGCUAUAACUCCUGUCUCUUGUUAACUGCUCCAAAAUGUCUAGAUCAGUUUUUAUGACACUAAACUCUUUGAAAGAUCUACUGCAGUGGUUUAGACCAUAGAGUAAUGCCAGAAUUUGAGCCUAAUUCAGUGGUCUGAAGCAGUAUACUAUAUUUUGGUUAGACCAAAAUAUUUGUAUGCGAGAAUCCUGUAAGUAACAAAUAGGUUCAGAUGAAAAAAAGCAGUGUGUGCACUGGGUAUGAUAUAUUCUAUAGAACCAUAUAGCAUUUCCUUCUUCAUUUGUAUUUUUUUAGGUUAAUUAGUUUAAUUAAAAUAUGCUAUUUUGUCUAAUAAUCAAGGCCUUGUAAAUCAUCAAUAAAAAGAAAUAAAUUACUUAAGAACGGUUUAAACACUUGGCAUUCUCAUUAUCAAAAAAGUGUUUUGUGUGUCUGUAGAUUGUUUCAUUUAUCCCUUGACUUGCAUAACAUAAAUAAGUUCUCAAGGUUUUAGCCCUACAAGUGAAUUUCCACCUCUUUUCCUUGAUUCUGUAUUUUUGUGGCAGAAUCUAUAAUAACUGUUUAAGUGUUGGUAGAUAAAGUCUUACAGGUAGAGUUUUCCAAUAACUUUGAAGUGCAUUGAACCAAAAUACAUUUAUUACAAUUUUUAAAGAAUGGUUACUGUCAUGUGCAGGAUACUAUGUAAAAGAAGGGAGGUCACAGAUCUUACAGGACCAGUGAGUAGUUGUUCUGACUUUGUUUGGCAAAGAAGUGGUGGUGGGAAAUGUGUUAUUGCUCAAAAUAGGGCAAUUAUUGAUUGCUGGGACUUUGCAAUUUAUUUUUUAAAUGAUUGCUUUUUUUCCCUUGAAAUAUUUUCUGUAUUCCCUCAGGGAGCUUGUUAUCAGUGGAAAAAAAUUUCUCGGGCAAGGGGGGGAAGAAAAUCUUGAAAAAUAAACCACAUUGAAUGCUGACUUUUGGAUCCAUCAUCUCAAGGGAUAAAUAACCUUGCACUGCAUUUUGCAUAAGAUAGUGAAGAAUCUGAGUUUGGGGUUAAUGACUUCUACCAAAUAUUUGCUAACCAUUUUUCAGCUUUUUAUUUUUCUAACAGGCUUGGGCGGGACUCUCAUUUAGCUCUUGAAAAGAGUUGGUUCUAUGGGGACAGUUAAUUUCCUGAAUACUUCAUACAAGAUGUUCUGGCCUUACAGAAUAACUAUCACAGUACCUAUGUUGCUAAAAGUUGCUCCUUUGUCUUUCUAUUAAAGUGCCUGAUUGAGAUAUUGAGGUAUAUUUUAUUGUAGGUGUUUAGGGGUGCCAGUUAUUUUAGCAUCUGGGUGGAAAUCUCCCUGGAUCAUGAAUAUUUUUCCUCAUAAAGAAAGCAGCAUUUAAAUUCAUAUGAGCUCCUUUCUUUUUGUCUCAAGUUCCUCUUGCUGUGUGAUCAUCCUGAUUACUUUGUGGAUCCUCCUUGUCUUUAAUACUAAUCACUAACCUCCAUAGAAAAUGUAGAACAAAAGGUAGAAAUAAGUACCCUUUAUAGAACUUACUGAGUACAUAAUUCUAAACAAAUUUAUUAAAUCUGUAGAAGCUCAGUGAUGUGGGGAAUAUGAUGGAGUAAGGGAAUACAGCACCACAGAUGAAACUGCUGCAUAAAGACAGGUGCUUUGCAUUUCUUUGUAAACAUUGCUGAAUGGGGUGGCACAGAAACCGCCCCAUUUUUUUUUUUCCUGGUAAGAAGACUUGAGGCAAGCGAGAACAAUUAGAAAAAGCUAGGGAGAUAACUGGAAACAGCAAUCAGAACCUGAUUUUAUUCUAACUGGAAAAACAGUAGUUUUCCACUAAUUUCACUGUGUCAAUGUGAGCAAGUGAAAGUCUAAUACAACCUUUUAAAUUCUAAACUUUUAGUAUGCCAUGGGCUGUAGGUUUUUCAGUUCACACAUUAGAUGCAUUUGAGCUGUUGUGUAAGUUUGUUUAUAGUGCCUCAAUUGAUAAAACUUAUUUUCAUGCUGUAUAAAAAAGUAAUUUGUUCCAGCUUAAAGAUUCUUAGAACUGAAAUUUUACUUUUUAAAAUUUCAUAGAUCUGGAAUUACUGUCAAAACAUUUUUUUCCAGUUUUGUUUCUGCUUGCUUUAGUCUAUUAUUUGAAUAUGUGUAGAAAUCUAGGCAUUAUGUUCAGUUUUUCUCCUUUUUUUUUUUCCUAAACAGAACAGAAAAAUCCAGAGACGUAUUAUGUAUGUGCUUUUAAGCAUGCAGUUAUCAUGACUUUGGUUGAAAUGUUACCUUGUUCUUCUAUAGUUUAUUAAAAAAAUCAGUUAGAAAACCUGA